GCAAACCGCCGCCGUAUUCAAGCUGUUUCAAACGACUGGAGACUUUUGACAAGACACGAAAGUACAAAAUUCAAAAAUGAAGACCUAUUUCACCGUAUUUGUUGUAGUUUUCGCCAUCUUAAAUUUCGUUCACGACUCCCAAGAAUUCUCUGCUGGUGCUGGUACGGUCACAGGGCGUAGGACUUUUGAUGAGGUAAAUUGUUUCAAAGAAAUUCAACAUAUCCUAAAGCGUUUUGCGUUUUAUUAUUGUAUAUUUUUAUAAUGAAUUUUACACUCAUGCUGCUAGUUUUUAUCAGGAAAUCAAUUUCUCGCCUAUUUAAAAGUAUGGAUUGUCAAGACUGUUAUAUGUCAGUACUUAUGUAACAAUUUGUCGCAUCAGUAGUUUUAAAAUUUUUCAUGAAACACUGAUGCUCCUAAUCCUAUAUUAAUUAAUUUUUAAGAAACAAUUUUAACACAGGCAUAGGAACGAUCGGAGCUAGGCAUCCAUCUAUUAAAAUGUUUUAAUAAAAUUCUGUACAUGACUCACUGAAUUGUAUCUGAUCAUUUUUAUCCAUUAAAUCAAUCGAUAAGAUUCAUAUUUUAUGUUUUAUAGUUAAUAUAAUGUUAUCUAUCUCCGUCAAGCAUUAUUGUUAUAUGUGACUUCUAAUAACUUUUCAAAACUAUGUUCAUGAUUGGGUUGAUAUAUUCUCAAUUUCUCAUACUGAUAGUUUAAACCGUUUUGACACAGAACUUUAAGAUGAGGUAUUACGAAUUUAACUAUAUUAUACACAUUUAUAUUUUAUAUCAAAAUCCUUAUUGAAAAAUUACGCUCCUGCAUGGCGUCCUGGUGUGAAUUGUUCUAGAAGCCCCAGAACAAGAUCCCUGCCAUAUAAUUCAUAAAGUUUGAUGGAGUUUCACACCGGUGGCUCUUUAGCCUCCACUGAUCAUUUUAUCAAAGAUAUCAGAGUUAAAGAUGUUAGAAGCGAAACUAUUGCAGGGUUCGUAGCGGUCUUUGAAAUCCUUGAAAGUCUUUAAAUUGGAAUGCAGGUCUUUGAGGUCUUUGAAAAGUCUUGAAAUUGUGUGAAAAAGCGACGAAAGUCUUUAAAAGUCUUUAAAUUCUUUAGUGAGGAAUUGAUUAUACGAUUUCCUACCCAAUAAAAUAGAUUGAUUGAAGCAAGAUUUUCGCAAAUAUCGACGAAAAUGCGCAUUUUAGGAUGUGAUUUGACGGGACUAAUUACUGGGUAAAAUGUUGCUUACACUCGCAAUUUUUCGACAACUGAUUGCUCUCAAAGGUCUUUGAAAAAGUCUUUGAAAGUCUCAGUUGUCAGAAAAAAUCUAGUUGAAAGUCCUUGAAUUUGUUUGGUCUUGGAGACUACGAACCCUGCAUAGGAUUAUUCAUAAUAGUGUUCAGACACUCUCUGCUUUGAAAUAUUUAUUUUACGAACUUUCGACUUGGCGUCUGUAGUCUUCAAUGGGGUAGUUUACAAUGAAAUAAAUCGAGAUGACAACAGUUUACAAUUACAUAUAUACGGAACAAAAACAUGAGACGAGCUGAGUGAUGAGAAUUGACAGUUACGCCUACAUAAGUGAUUAAUGGGAACUAGAUCCAGCGUUAUGCGGGGAAAAAAUUAUUAACGUUUCUUGAGUAAAAAUCGAUAUUGUUCUGGUAAAUGUUUUGAAUUAUUGUCAGUAUUUCUUGUUGCUGUAGUGUGCCAUACCCAUGCUCUCAGUGUAGAUCUGCAUGUGCCGAUUGUAUAUAUCAAUAUAUGAGAUAUCUAUGAUAUCAAUAUUGUUCCGUUCUCAAAAUCGAUUCUGUGAUUCUUCCAGGCAUGGUUGGCUGCAAUGUUGGUCCCACCCUUGCAUUGUUCAACAUUUUUUUACGUUCCUUUCUUCUGGUGUUGAAUGUUCCGCCCGUCUAGUCGCCAUCUCAAUUUAUUUCAUUGUAAACUACCCGUUGAAGAGUGCAGACGCCAAAUCGACAGCUCGUAAAAUAUAAUUAUAAAUAAAUAUUUCAAACCAGACAGCGUCUGAUCAUGAACACUAUAUUAUAAAGAUAUCAGCGCUGAUCAAAAUUUUUAUCUGAUAGAAAUGGGAAAAAGUAUAAGAUUUGAGCGAUUUCCGGAAAACACGAAUUUAAAUUACCGAGGGAAACGUUAUCUAUUACAAAGCGUGAAUGUUUUACAUGUAAAAUUACUGAUUAUUUUACAAUUACGUGGAAUUGAAACAGCUCACAUAUAAAAGGUCAAUUUCAGAUGUAAAAUAACAUAUGUGUAAUUUUUGUCACUCCCAUUAAAUCCCGUUAUUAAUUUGAACAGUCGGAAACAAUUUUGAUUGAAAAAUUCAAAAGCUCGAUUCAACAUCUGCACGAAUUAAGUGUUUAAAACCCCUUAUUUUUCACCCUGCUCGGUUUCCUUUGUUCUUAUCGGGGAAUAUAUUCAAUAUUCCCCUCUAAUAAUCCCCUCUAAUAUUCACCUGUACUGAGUGUCUUUGCAGCACAAAAAAUGAGAAAAAACAACAUCACGAAGGCAACAUGGCAUUAAGAAUUAUUUCUAUUCUGACUUAUUAACGCGACCUCGCAAUGUGAAAAAUAAGUACGUUAUUUUGAGGCACCUCGUUGCCUCGACAUAACCUAUCCGUAUUUUCUAUAUUACUGUCGAAAUACAAAACAGACAUGCACACAAAUGUCAGUACUGUACUUAUUAAAGAAUCAGCCUAUACGAAAGCCGCAUGCACAAUAUAUUGACAAUCGUUAAUAAUAAAUGAUCGUAUAUUUUCCUUCCUCAAUUAACUCAAAGUCGUGCGAUUAAUUAAUAUAUUGUCUAUUCCGCCCCGUCUGGGAUAAAUAUUUAAUGACCGAUAUGGUUGCGACUUUUAAUAUUUCAGAAUUAAAAGUUGACCUUUUUCAGCCAACAGAUUGAUAUAGAAAUAAUAGAAUAGUCAAAAUGGCACCACAAACAUUUUGUCAAAUGUCAGUGAUCUAUAGCUCUUCCCUUUAAUUAAUUCUACAAUUGCUCAAUUUUUAUGUGUUUUACGUUUGCCCGACCAAACAAAUUAUUGGAGGGCGGAGGGGGGGGGGUGUGCUGCAGUACCUCUCCCCCUUCUCAUAUGCCUCUGGAAUGCGGGUUAGUUGACACGUAACAAGGAAGCACUUUGUAAAUUAGCAGAUCUGGAUGAUAUAGAAAAAUCGUUCUUCUCCGGAGGUAUCCGAGGAAUCAUGUCCACGGAACCCCCAGAUAGACAGCGGAAGAUUUUUUUGUGCGAGAGGGGAGGUAGCCUCCUGCGCAGACGUUGUUAGUGGUGAGCCCCCGGGCCCUCGGCCACUAACAACGUCUGCGCAGGAGGCUAAAGGGGAGGGAUUCAGUAACUUUCAAGAAUUCCACAGCCGAUUCUCUAAUUAAUGAAAUCCAGUGUUGUGUCUGGCGGUGUUUGUGGUAGCCAUAUUUGCCCCUGAUUAUAAAAUUUUGUGGUUUCCUUCGUACUUAUGUCUAUAAAUUUUGUUUUAUAGCGUCUGGCCUACUGCGAAGUUAUGGAAAAUAAAUGCCAAUCUUUGAGGCAGAAAUUGAAGCAAAGUCAAAACAACCGACUUCAACGGAAGUGGUCCAACUCACGUUUCGAAGAAGAUGAUAAGGAGUAACAGAGGACUUCACAAAAACUGAUGAUCAAAAACGAAAAUGGAAAUCUAUUUAUUUUAAGCUUUACGAAAUCGAUACGUCCAGUCGUAUACGAUUCUUAUCCUGGCCAAUGUACUCGAAUACAUGCGUGUAAAGAUGCCACAUUUCAAAGCAUGAAAUUGAUGAACAGGGAAUACUUGGCGUCAGGAGUCGUUUUCAUACGCCAGAAUGAUAAUUGUAUGCGACUAUUCGUAUGCAUGGAACUUAUUUAGGCUAAACUUUUAAUCAUAAUCUUAAUCUGUAGCUGGUGUUGAUAUAAUUAUCUGUAUUAAUAUAUUAGGCGAAUGGCCGAUGCACAUGAAGAGCCAUAAUCUGUAUGAUACUAUAUGCUACCAAUAAUACUAUUUAAGCAGCAUUUGAUAUUCAUGGUUGAAUUAAAAUAUGAUUUUCCGUACAGC
Paramuricea clavata is the source of this 4048-nucleotide messenger RNA. Lineage: Eukaryota; Metazoa; Cnidaria; Anthozoa; Malacalcyonacea; Plexauridae. The record is from the annotation of a GenBank genome assembly.